AUGGCAAAGGUUGUGCUUUGUAUCGCCCUGAUGCCGCUGCUGGCCGCAGCGGCAGCGCAAAUCAACUAUCCUUGGGAUCAACAGCUUCCGCCAGUUGCUCGAGUUGGAUCAUCUUUCACCUACCAGUUUGCCCCUACAACUUUCUCGGGAUCAGAGAUACUAUACUAUGCGCUGACAGGGAAUCCUUCCUGGCUGUCGCUCGAUGACGAAAGUCGGAUGCUUACCGGUACCCCAGGCUCCAGCGAUGCAGGCUUCGCAACCUUCAACAUUACGGCGACUGGAGACGAUGGUUCAGUCGCGAGUAUGGCAUCGAAACUAUACGUAUCUACAGAUAGUGAGCCCGUUGCAAAAGCAGACAUAUCUGAGCCACUGUCUGCCGCUGGCCAACUCACCGGACCCAAGACUGUCACGCUGAAGCCAUCCACGCCAUUCACGGUGGACUUUCCUUCCGACUCAUUUGAUUCUAAAGGAUUGAAACUAUCUUACUAUGCGAUGCUAUCGGAUCAUACUCCACUCCCCGCGUGGAUUCGAUUCGACCCAUCAUCGAUGCGCUUCACAGGAACUACAAUGGCAACAACAAUCUCGCAAUCUUUGGAAAUACUCAUGAUAGCCAGCUACACUCCCGGAUUUACUGACUCUUCACUCUCUUUCACAAUAUCAAUCAGCCAACAUACGUUUGGCUUUAGCCCAUUCGGCCAAACGAUCAACGCAGCGAACGGGCAGAGUAUCAGCGUCAACAACAUCAAGUCAAAACUGUUUCUAGACGCUGCUUCAAUCAGUGAUAGCGAUAUAAAGUCUAUCACGGCCGACACACCCUCUUGGCUGAUAUUCGACAAGGAGACGUUUGCGAUAUCAGGCGAGGCGCCCGCCGACGCGACAUCACAAGACUUUGUCGUUACUGCGCAAGAUCAGUUUGGAGACUUUGCCGAUUACACUAUUCACCUUAUACUCGACUCGCAAUUCUUUGCAGGUAAUAUCGAUGACUUGAACGCCACGCUUGGCGAACAAUUCAACCAUGUAUUACCACGGACUAUCCUUGCAAAUGGCGAUGAAAGGGUUACCAUCGAUUUCUCGGCUCUGUCAGACCAUCUCACUUUCGACCCUGAUACUUUCAAAAUUUCAGGCGCCAUACCGAGUGAUUUUGCGACGCAGAAUGUCGAGUGUUUGAUCACUGCGACGUCGGCAGAUGGUGGUUCACACGACACUCAGGCAUUUCACAUCAAUGUUUCCAAGGCCAUUGCUCCCCCUAAUUCUGAUGCUUCGACCAGCUCUAAUACUCAACAUGGAAGCUCUAAAAGAAACAAAGAUGGUAUAAUCGCCGGCGCUGUCAUUGGCAGUAUCUUCGCGGCCCUUUUAUUGGUUGCUCUUGUUAUCUGUAUAUUCCGAAGGAGAAGAAACUCGGGUAGCUAUAUCAACCGGAGGCGACCCAGAAGUCCAAGAAAGUCGGAAAUCAGUCGACCAAUGUUCAUACCAUACGGAUGGCCGGACAAUCACAUGGAUAUGCACGCGGAUGAGGACCUAGAGAAGGGCAAAGAUGCACACGACCCAUAUGUUGAGCGUACCCCAGAACAGCCGCCAAAGCUUGAUCUCAAUCUCCCCGCCAAACGAAACAGGAGUAAUAGCCAUUCGUUGACUGAUUCGAUCGGGGAUAUCAGUACCCGCAUACUGGAUAUCUUCGAAGAGUCUCCUUUUGGAAUACACAAUGACAUCACCCCAUCACAACACCCACCUGACUCGAUGAAGAUUCCUGUGGAGCUAGCAAAGCGAGGAUCACAAAGAUCUGAUGACUUCCGCAAGCACAAACGCCGAACCACGACCGUGUAUCAUGAUCAGAUCCAUCGCAGCACGGGACUUCCAGUCAAUAGACGUAUCACGGGAAUGGGCCACGGACGUCACACCUACUCGCCCUCUCGGAGCAACACAAACUUUUCGUCUAUUCGUCGACCGAUGAGUACCAGUUCAUAUACUACCAGGUGCACGAGCAUCUUCUCUAUGGCACCUUCGGCAUUUGCACAAUCACCUGCAGCACGGAAACACAAGACCUUUGUCACAACACCAACCGAAGCCCGUCGUAGCAUCAGAGUAGUACCCAGCUCGCGUCGCAGCAGUCUCAUGGAUCGACGGACGAUAGAUGAAAAGCGGAGCUCAUAUAUUCGGAAAAGAGCCUCUGCCCAGUCACCGUUCUUCAGCGCUGGAUUCAGGGCAUCAUCAUCCACUUACACAUCGCCACCUGCCUUCAUCAAUGAAACCAGGUCUACUUCUAGGAAUGCAUUAUCACCUCUCUCGCGGAAUACCAUUGUCAGGCCAGAUGACAGUGUUAUUGAUGGAAGGGAAAACACGCCAGAUGUUCCAGAUUUGGUAGAAUCACCUAGCCAGGAGUUUCCAGGAAGCCUUCGUAAAUACCGAACCAACCGACCACAUACAGCGAUUUCGCCGCCACGGAGCAAAGUAGAAAAAUCUUACAGUAGACCGGGGACUACCGUUGGUCCAGCGUCUGGUGGAUUUCGUCGCCGUGCAAGUACACGCACGAGUCUUCGAGCGUAUGAUCUGAAGGCCAGCCUCAAUGAUCUCACGGGUAGCAAGGUCUUUGAGGAUGCUGAGAUGAGCGACAGUGUGUAUUCUGCCGAGGAGCACGACAUUGAAGAGGCUGAGCGGCGCAAAACAGUCACGCAAAGCCAAUACACCCUACCGCCACUGAAUCUUGACAGGGUUGACACGAAGCGUAACAACAAGAGGAACAGCAAAGCCGAGAAGAAGAGCAAACGUGAAAGUAAGCGCGAUAGCAAGAGGGAGCUCAAGCGUACAAGCGAACGUGAUCCUACACCUUACUUCCACCUAUCAACUGCCCAUGAGCAUGGCGGCAAGGAGAACGCAUCUUCAUCUUACAAUCUGGGUCAUCGUAGCACGCCUGUAAGAAGUGAAGCAAAUGGAAAAUCCACAGUGCUUUCAUCUCCAGAACGACCCAAAACGAUGGCCGCUCGCAACUCUCGCACGACCGAAGCCAGAAAGUCCAAGUGGAUUAGCCAAAAACCCAUGAUCCGCCAGGACUCGAACAAGGAACGACACUCGCGCAAAUCCAUCCAUUCACGCACCCAAUCCCGGCACUCUGGUGGCCCAGCCGCCUAUGCCAAGAAAGACACGAAAAAACGACGUAGUCAUUCUCGCUCCCAAUCCUCCGCCUACCCCUUCUUCGACACUUCCGUGCUCGACACUACACCUUGUACAAAACCUCGAGCUAGCCUCAUCACCAACAAUCCCCUCACCCCAGCUCCCACCACCACUACAACCGCCACCACCGCCUUACCCGUCACUACCAGCACUAGCCCCAACACUCCCCACGCCAACAACAAAGCAAUCAACAGCAACAACAGAAAGACGGGCACCACGAACACCAAACCCACCCUCAUGACCCGCGACCUCUCCGGCAACCUGACCUUUUACGGCGCAGACGAAGAACCAACAAUCGAACACCUAGACAGCAGCUCCAUUGCCUUUCGCUCCCGUAACGGCACCCUCAGUCCCACCGCGCGUCAAUCCCGUCUCGCUUCCCUACACCUCUCCUCGCAGCCACCCACGCCCUUGUCCAUGCCUGUGAGCCCGGACCCUACGCCUACGCCGCCACCCCCGCCCAAGAGCGCGAGGCGCGAGACUGUGAGUAGUCGGACGAGUGGCGGGUUGGGAUUUUUCCCCGGACAGACGGUCGGGGAUGAGAAGACGAAGGGUGUGGGUGGGAGGACAGACGGAGCAAGUGCGAAUACGAAUGGGGAUGCGGUUGCGGGUUUAGAGGGAAAUGCGAGAGCGAGGGAGAAGAGCGAGGGCUUGCAGGAGAUGCAGCUGGAGCAGGACAAGGACAAGGGUAGGGAGCAGGAGGCUGGGAGGAAGACUUGGGGUAGUAUAAGGACUGUUUUGGGGAAAAGUGGGAGAUGGGUUGGUGGCGGGUAUUGGGAGGGUCGGGGGAAGGAGGAGAAGGUUUUUAUAUGA
Messenger RNA from Plenodomus lingam JN3, 3981 nucleotides. RefSeq lists its product as uncharacterized. The record is from RefSeq and is a predicted model, not a curated record. NCBI's taxonomy places the organism in Eukaryota, Fungi, Ascomycota, Dothideomycetes, Pleosporales, Leptosphaeriaceae.